AUGAUGUUGUUGUUGUUUUUUUCAUCAUCAUCAUCAUCAUCAUCAUCAUCAUCAUCAUCAUCAUCAUCAUCAUCAUCAUCAUCAUCAUCAUCAUCAUCAUCAUCAUCAUCAUCAUCAUCAUCAUCAUCAUCAUCAUCAUCAUCAUCAUCAUCAUCAUCAUCAUCAUCAUCAUCAUCAUCAUCAUCAUCAUCAUCAUCAUCAUCAUCAUCAUCAUCAUCAUCAUCAUCAUCAUCAUCAUCAUCAUCAUCAUCAUCAUCAUCAUCAUCAUCAUCAUCAUCAUCAUCAUCAUCAUCAUCAUCAUCAUCAUCAUCAUCAUCAUCAUCAUCAUCAUCAUCAUCAUCAUCAUCAUCAUCAUCAUCAUCAUCAUCAUCAUCAUCUCCAUCACAAUUACAAUCAUUGUUGUUGUUGUUGUUUUGGUUGAAAUGUUCUAUUUGGUCAUGA
Schistosoma rodhaini is the source of this 441-nucleotide messenger RNA. The record is from the annotation of a GenBank genome assembly. NCBI's taxonomy places the organism in Eukaryota, Metazoa, Platyhelminthes, Trematoda, Strigeidida, Schistosomatidae.